AUGAAGAAGAUAUUUGAUGUUGCACCAAAUGCCAUAGAAUUCCUGGAGCAGCAUCACAAUAGAUGUGGGUUUUCAGAUAAGAGUAAAUGUGACUACUUGACUAACAAUGUAUCUAAGAGCUUUAAUGCUCAGAUCAGGCACAUGAAAGGACUACUACUACACGAAUUGGUUGAUGGCCUGAGAGAGCUCAUCAUGGAGAAGAGGUUUUUGAGGAUGAAGAUUGCUAGGAAAAUGCGUGAUGGUAUACUCCCUAGUGUAAUGAAGGAGUUGAAUGCUAUCAGCAAUAAUUUCAAAGUGGUUAAGGUAUUGCAUACUGGGGCUGGAAACAAGAAUGCCUUCAAGGCACUUAUUGCUGCAGAAUACAGUGGGGUCAAGGUUGAGGUGACCAAGAAUUUUGAGAUGGGUGUAUCCAACAAGACCCCUGAGUUUCUUAAGAUGAACCCCCUUGGGAAGGUUCCUGUUCUGGAGACUCCUGAUGGCCCUGUUUUUGAGAGUAAUGCUAUUGCACGCUAUGUUGCUCGUUUGAAGGACGACAACCCUCUUCUUGGGUCUUCCCGUAUUGAACAAGCCCACGUUGAGCAAUGGGUGGACUUUGCUGCAACAGAAGUUGACCCUGGUGUUGCAUGGUACUUGUAUCCAAGGCUUGGGUACAUCCCUUAUGCUCACACAACUGAGGAAACAGCUAUUGCUUCAUUGAAGAGAUCGCUUGGUGCUCUGAACACACACCUUGCCUCAAACACAUACCUUGUUGGGCAUUCUAUUACUCUAGCUGACAUUGUAUUGACAUGCAACCUGUACCAUGGAAUUGCACGGAUCUUGACCAAGAGCUUCACUUCUGAUUUUCCUCAUGUCGAGAGGUAUUUCUGGACCAUGGUUAACCAGCCUAACUUCAAGAAGGUCAUUGGUGAGGUCAAGCAGGCAGAGUCUGUACCUCCUGUUCAGAAAAAGGCCGCUCCUCCUAAGGAGCCGAAGGCAAAGGAUGCCAAGAAAGAAGCCCCAAAGGAGGCCCCCAAGCCAAAGGUGGUUGAGGCACCAGCAGAAGAGGAAGCACCAAAGCCAAAGCCAAAGAAUCCUCUUGACUCGCUGCCACCAAGCAAGAUGGUCCUUGAUGACUGGAAGAGGCUAUACUCAAACACAAAGACCAACUUCCGGGAGGUUGCCAUCAAAGGUUUCUGGGACAUGUACGACCCAGAGGGCUACUCUCUGUGGUUCUGUGACUACAAGUACAAUGAUGAGAACACCGUCUCCUUUGUGACCCUGAACAAGGUUGGUGGAUUCCUGCAGCGGAUGGACCUGGCCCGCAAAUACGCCUUUGGUAAGAUGCUCGUGAUAGGCUCUGAGCCACCCUUCAAGUUGAAGGGCCUUUGGCUCUUCCGUGGUCAGGAGGUUCCCAAGUUUGUAAUGGACGAGGUCUAUGACAUGGAGCUCUACGAGUGGACCAAGGUGGACAUCUCUGAUGAGGCCCAGAAGGAGCGUGUCAAUGCCAUGAUUGAGGACCAGGAGCCCUUUGAGGGCGAGGCCUUGCUUGACGCGAAAUGCUUCAAGUGA
Miscanthus lutarioriparius is the source of this 1548-nucleotide messenger RNA. The record is from the annotation of a GenBank genome assembly. NCBI's taxonomy places the organism in Eukaryota, Viridiplantae, Streptophyta, Magnoliopsida, Poales, Poaceae.